UUUAACCCCUUCAUCGCCGGGCGGUUCCGGAAGCGCCCGUGGAGGAGGAGGAGGUCCAGUCUCCCCUCGCGGCGCUGUUGUGUGUCCCGUGUCCCCCCCCGUACCCGGUGGUGGUGAAUUGCGAGGGCCGCUCCCCCCCCCUCCUUUUUUUUCCCUUGCCCAGCCCGGUAGAGGCGGUGUGAGGAAGAGGAGGAGGAGGAGGGAAGGCAGGAGGGAGAGCAGACAUGGCGGCCAACAUGUACCGAGUGGGAGAUUAUGUUUAUUUUGAAAAUUCUUCUAGCAAUCCAUAUCUCAUUAGGAGAAUUGAAGAACUUAACAAGACUGCUAAUGGAAACGUGGAAGCAAAAGUGGUGUGUUUUUACAGGCGAAGAGAUAUUUCCAACAGCCUUAUAAUGCUUGCAGAUAAGCAUGCUAAAGAAGUUGAAGAAGAGUCUGAAACUACAAUUGAGGUUGACUUGACUGAUAAACAGAAACAUCAGUUGAAGCACAGGGAGCUCUUUCUUUCUCGCCAGUAUGAGUCCCUUCCGGCAACGCACAUCAGGGGAAAAUGCAGUGUUGCACUUCUGAAUGAGACAGAAUCUGUGCUGUCAUAUCUGGAGAAAGAGGAUGCUUUUUUUUAUUCAUUGGUGUAUGAUCCAUCACUGAAAACGCUUUUAGCAGACAAGGGAGAAAUCAGAGUGGGGCCUAGAUAUCAAGCAGAUGUGCCAGACAUGCUUGCAGAAGGAGAAUUAGAUGACAGAGAACAGGCAAAGCUGGAAGUAAAAGUAUGGGAUCCAGAUAGCCCCCUUACUGACCGUCAGAUUGACCAGUUUUUAGUUGUAGCACGUGCGGUUGGCACGUUUGCUCGAGCUUUGGACUGCAGUAGUUCUGUCAGGCAACCUAGUUUACACAUGAGUGCAGCUGCUGCUUCCCGAGACAUCACACUGUUUCAUGCAAUGAAUACGCUGCAUAAACACAACUAUGAUUUGAGCAGUGCCGUUGGUGUUCUGGUGCCACUUGGAGGGCCUGUCUUGUGCAGAGAUGAAAUGGAAGAGUGGUCAGCAUCAGAGGCUAGUUUAUUUGAAGAGGCAUUGGAAAAGUAUGGCAAGGACUUCAGUGAUAUUCGACAAGACUUUCUCCCUUGGAAGUCACUGACUAGCAUCAUUGAGUAUUAUUACAUGUGGAAAACCACCGACAGAUAUGUGCAACAGAAACGUCUGAAAGCCGCUGAAGCAGAAAGUAAAUUGAAACAAGUGUACAUCCCCACCUACAAUAAACCAAAUCCUAAUCAAAUAUCCAGCAACAAUGGGAAACCUGCUGCAGUCAAUGGAGCAAUGGGAGCCUCUUAUCAGGCACAGGCCUCACUAGUAGGUCGGGCUUGUGAAAGCUGCUAUACUCCACAGUCUCACCAGUGGUAUUCUUGGGGUCCUCCUAAUAUGCAAUGUAGAUUGUGUGCAUCUUGUUGGAUUUAUUGGAAGAAAUAUGGUGGCCUGAAAAUGCCCACACAGACAGAUGAAGAUAAACUGUCUUCCAGCCAACCUACAGAGGAACCCCAUGUUAGAACUCACAUGUCCCGGCAGGCCACACAGGGGACUCCAGUUCGUAACACUGGAAGUCCAAAGUCGGCAGUGAAAACACGUCAAGCUUUCUUUCUUCACACAACGUGUUGGACAAAACUGGCCCGUCAGGUCUGCAAAAACACCCUCCGGCUGCGGCAGGCAGCAAGACGUCCCUUUGUCCCUAUUAACUGUGCUGCCAUUAAGGCAGAAUAUGCAGAUCGGCAUUGUGAACUUGCUGGAAAUCCUCUGAAGAUAAAAAGCACCAGAAAACCACUGUCAUGUAUCAUUGGGUAUUUAGAGAUUCAUCCUGCAGUGAAAACCAAUGUAAUCAGAUCAACACCAACCCUUCAAAGUUCAAGUGCAAAACGACUGCUUGCACCUUCUAAUCACUCUUCACUAAGUAUUUUGGGGAAAAGAAACUACAGCCAUCAUAAUGGUCUUAAUGAAUCAUCCAGCCAUACGACAAGAACGAUAAUGCAUGCUGCUCCCCAUGUUCACAUGACUAAUGGUAAGGCCUUGCAAGCCAGUGCAAGUGCCGCUAAGGCAAGCACGAUUCCGGUGAUCAAGAGACAGAGGCAAAAUUGGCUUGAUGCUUCAGAUGAUGGUUUCUUUAUAGCUACAGAAGAGACCAGUGCUGAAGCAGUUAGAAACCUUCUCACGAAAAAUCCGUAAGAAGUUCACCAGAUCACAGCUGAAAAGAGCUUCCAGAACACCUUGUUCUCCAAUCAUUGCAAAGACAACAUCUCUCAUGAACAAUAGGCAGGCACAAACAGAGCCAGAAACCAUCAUGCACUGAAGAUAUAACAGCAUCGGCACCAUAAUCAUGUCAAAAUCAUGUUUAAUUGCGAGUGCAGCAACAAUAGGACCUUUCACAUCUUUGAGACGGAAACACUGUAUGGAUAAAUUGUGGCUGGGUUCUGUGUUCUAAGCAGGAUCCAACAGCAGCCUUUGUUUUCCCUUGUCUCUGCAAGGGCUACUUUUGGUUCACUCUGCAGGCCUAUCCUGGAUUGUCCUGUUAUUCCCUCCAUUCCCAGUCAUCCGUGUUGGCUGGUCAGGGAGGAACUGUUUGCACUGACCACAUUGAAGGAGUAUGGAUGCAGGGUCCACCCACCACGCCUGUCUAUGCCUUCUAGUGGCUUGAUACAAAAGUAUGGAUGUUUCAAAAAGAUUGCAGUGUCUUUAAAGCAGCGUUUAGCCUUAUCAGCUUGCAUUUUCAAAAAUGGCUGCAGACUUUGGGUGUUCGUAUUUUUCAGUAUUGGCUUGAGUCACUUGGGAUUUUAUGUUCUGAACUGCUGAGCACCCAGACCCUGGGAUGAGGGCAAACAGUUGUUUAGCAGUUCUAAAACUUAGAGUGAAUUAGGAGAUGCCCAUAACGAGUGGCUGGUUUUCAAAAUGCUGGCUGUAUUAGCUUUGAUUUAAAUAAUGGAAAGUAUUAUGUGCGGCAGUGAACAUCUAGCUGGACUAGUUGCAUGUAUAGGAACUGGUCCCAUUGUCUAUAUAUUUGCAAACUUCCUCAAAUUUCUUUGGAUAUUUUUUUGCAUUUCUUAAAGCCUAUUCUGAAUACUGAAAACCAGCAGAACACUAUUUGCAGGAAAACACAAAAGAAUAGAAUAUUUCCUAUUAGAAAUGUCUCUCCACAAAAUAAUUUCUACAUUUUUAUAUGUCUGCAUUUAAAAAGGUGUCUUUCAGAAUGCUUUGAAGUUCAUAAUUGUAAGGCUACAGGUGGAUGCUUACCAUGGAGAGAUGAUGUGCCUUUUGAAACUAUUUGUAGGAAACUGUCAAUCCUCCUGAAAGUGGGAAUGGCAACAGAGGCAGGUCUUUUUUCUACUCAGGUAUUUACAGGUGAACAAUCUCUGCCCUACUUUGAAAUCAAGAGGCAACCAGUGUGUAGCACUGCUGUGAAAACCUAGUUGGUAUAUUUUGAUUAUCUGAGGCAAGUUGUGUCCUUCAGUAGAUUUGGUUUCCAUAUGGCCUUUUAAGAGGUAGUCAGACACUGAACAUAUCGUAGUAAGAACUUCAAGACUUUUUUUCCUAUCUCUUUAUUAGGCAGCUCUCACAGUAUAGUACAGAUAUGAGAUUUUCAUCCAGUUGUGGACGUGCACUUAGCUCUGUGGUUAGAAAGACAAAGAUGUAAGCGGUGUCUCAUAGCUCUGGAUGAUUCCCCAAACAUUAUUUCCCCGCCAUGCAAUUUAUAAUUUCAGCCUGAAAGAGCAUCUGCGAUCUCAUCCUAUAACUAGCCAUACUUUCUGUGUAGGAUUUUGAGCUAUUGAGACAGUAACCCAGAUGCUUCUCCAAAAAAGAAAGUACCUUGACCUCCUGAAGGGACUUGCUGAUGAAUUUCUUGAGUGAUGGAUCCAGGUUUUGUCCACUGUCCUUCACUGGCAAGAAAAGGGUGAAAACAAAGGAGGAACUAUGACAUGAAGUGCUCCUAGUACCCUGAGCACCCUGGUGAAUGUCACUGAUUUGGACUCUAUUGGACAUGACCUGGGAUUCAUCUGCUUAAAAUUUUUUGCAGUAGUUGCUGAAGUGUGCAGCCUUAGGAAUCUCUUACGCUUUUUCCUCACAACAGGAGGGCUUUUCAUCAGAUAACUGAGCAGAGACAACCUAUUCUUAUUAGUAAGAAUUGCCUUUAGUAACUAUGACACAUGGAAACACCUUCUGUAUAAUAGCUUCCUCACCCAUUAAAAUAAAGAAAACAUGAUUAUUCAGCAAUCUGUUUGACUGGAAGUAUGAAAAACAUGAGCAGAAAGAGCUCUGUCUCCCUCAGGCAUCAGUGAAAUCACACACAGCAGAGCAAUUUUCAAAGUGUCAUUAGCUGAGAUGGUGAAUUUUUUUACUCUGCCUUAUUAAGCUUGUACUCAAAUUAUUUCUUUUAGUCAGUGUGCUAUGGUGUCUAGCCAGUAUUGUAUAAAAUCUCUAUGUUUUUCUGCUUUUGACAAAAGUAUCAGUAUCCAUAAUAGUCUGAUGUGAAGUAAUUUUUUCUUCUUUCCUUCUGGGAAGAGGGAGAUUGGUAAUAGAGCUCCCUGUUAUGCAGCCAGCUGCCUGAUACCAUUAUGUUUUGCAUCAAAUAGCCAAGGUAAGGAAGAAUCCUUUCCAGCUUCAAGCUGAGGUACUUCAUAUAGAUACACUGAAAAUAAUGCUGUGCCUGUGCGUGGCAGAGUCAUUUCACAGACUUGCAAUAGCGGAGCCUUGGGGUGGGUAAGGCACGGAGGAGACCAUUUACUGGCAUAACUUCUGCUUCAUCUUUAAAGAUGUUUUGCAUGCAGCUGCACAGAGACUUUUCCUCCCUUAAAAAUGCACACAGUGCACAGAGAAACUGCACACCGUGUAUCACACCUUUGUCUUUACCUACUCCCUCUACAUCUUUCUUUUCCUGCAAGAUGUUCUCCAGAGAUGGAUACAGUCUUUACCUGUGAAUUUAAACUGAAAGCAUUGAUGGAAGAUUACCUGAAGACAUGUUCCUGCUGGGUUAGGGCAGAAAGAUUUCAAUUUUUGUAGAAAUUUUGACACUCCUUACCACAAUAUCAUGCAAUUCCAUGCUUUCUGUUGAGAUAAAGAUUCUUCUGCUGGCUGUGAGCAAAGGUGAUGCAUCCCUGUGUAAACUGAAACAGCAUAUCCACAGCAGAUCAGAGCUCAGUACAGUUUUUACCAAGCUUCCCCAGAUAGUUGUAUUAAAACUAGCUAACGUGUAUCAGUCAUCAACAAUGACACUGAGUAUAAACAUAAACCUCAAAAGGAAGGACAAGAAGUUUGGUACUUAUCAUGGGUGUGAGCAAGAGGAUCGAGGCAGCAUCAGCACUGUAUUUGCAGUAUGAUUUAUUUUCUUGGUAGCUAAAUAAGAAAUCUAUCUGAAAAUCUGCCUCUCCUCUUACAAAUACGGGGCUAGAAAACCAUGCAAAAUGCGUGAUCUUUUUGUGUCCAGGAGUCUCAUAGAAAAAGUAGGAAGAUUGUUUUAACAUUUAAAUUGUCUUAUGUUGUUGUUUUCAACUAUACAGCUAUUCUGCUCUUUUGAAAUAUUUUGUAUAUUGUUUUCAGAUUAUUUUUAAAGGCUCCUAUUUGGUGAUGGAUGUUUUGAUUCUGUAGGAUGGAAAAAUGAGGUUUUAAAAUACUUGAAACUGCUUGAAAUGUGUUGGUGAUAUGAAAAUAACAUAUUUUAAACCAGUGUUUUGAUUAAGGGCAAAUAUAGUCUUCAUUGCUGCAGUCCAAACCUUGCAGCUUGUUAUAAAAACUGGUUAUUGAAACUGAAAUCAAGAAUGAACAAGCGGUAGAAAUGGUGAAAUUAAAUCAGGACUUACAGAAUGUGAACUUUUUAUUAAUCUAAAGUAAGAUAUAUUUUUUUUAAUAAAUAUAAUUUCAACACAGGUACUUUCCUGAUUAUGAAGGCUUAAAUAAAGUACAAUGGCUGCAUAGUAAUUUUUGGUAUAGUCAUAGCAUAACAUGCCACAGCCUUUUGCAGAAAACAGUUAUAGUCCUUCAGGAAAAUUAUAUUGCAAAGUACAAUAUAGUGGACAUGGUGUUUUUAUAUAUGUGUACUGCUAUGGUAAAGGAAGUGUUAGAAUCCUCUGGAAAUUUCAACAAAACAGUAGACAUUUUUCAUGUUCUCUUGAAAGUCCUUUAUGUAAACCUGUGUGUUCAUAAGCCAGAGUGGGUGUCAAGAGGUCUGAGUUUAUAUAACUGCACAGUGGAAUUUUUUUGGAGUAAGUCAGGACUUUUUUAUUCAAAUGUUGCAUGUUGAGGGAGGAAACCUAAUUUUGGAAUACAAGGAUUUUGGAUAAGAGUUUUGAGGUUGUAAUAUAUAGUGAUCUAAUUUGCAGAAUCUUCUGUUGCUCGUAAAGGUUUACCAGUUCAUAUUGAAAUACGAUAUUGAUUAAAUAAGAAGAAAACAAGAGCAUUAAAGAAAUGUCUUUUUAAAAUUCUGAGGUUUAGCCUAAAAGUGAAUUUCUCAAGGGAAUGGUAAAACUGGGAAGCUAAAUGUUGAGUGUUUGAAGAUGUGGAGCACCUUAGAAUGAAACAUAGUACUAUUUGAUUUGCAUUAAAGUGUCUUUGUGUACAAACUUUGUGACUCUUGGCCCUUUUUGCAGGAAACUAAAUUUCUAUUGACACUGCCAUCCUAUUUUAUGGUAGACUAUUGAAUAAUCAAGAGACUGAAAAUUGAUGAGCUAUUCAAACUGCGCUAAAGUUAAAGACAGAAGUAGAUGAAAUGAGGAUAAGGAAAGAAGUUUCAAAAGUCAGGGAGACAUGAGGUAUAGGUCAUUGCAUUGGAAGACUAGGAAACUUCUUGGGAUUGAACUGAAAUCUAUGCAAAAGGACUUGUAGUACACAAAAAAAUACUAGAUGUUACAGUGGAUUGCAGUCUCCAGUGCACUGGCCUGUCUGAAAUUUGCAUGUUAAUAUUAGCUCAAAAAGCUUUGUUUGUUGUCAGUUUGGCAGCACCUAGAACUGACUUUUCUUCUUUACUAACAUUUGAAGUAAUUUCUCCAAACAAAUGGAAUUUUUUUUGCAGAUAAGAAUCGUACAAAGGGCACAUGUUCAGGGCUUAGGCACGUAGAAGAACAUUCUGUAUAAUAGUAGCAAAAAAAGAAACUUUACAACGAUUUCUGCAAAGCUAAGAAUUAAGUAAAGAGUGUAAAACCUUAAACUGGAAUCAUAUAGCAUAACAGAAUCACCGAACAUGAUUUACUUUUCUUAUUUGGGUACAAUGGCAAUGACUGAAGGAUCAUUCUUUCAGGCAUUCCUUUUCAUUCCAUUUCUCUGGACACUGCACAAACUUUCCAUUUGUGCCAUUUGCUUUGCCCAGCAGUUAUGUAUUAGGAAAAAGAACUACUCUAACUUUUUGGUGAGAUAAGUUAUUGGGGCAGAUGUAAUGGAAAUUUAGGGAUUAUAGUGUUGAUGAAUACCUCCGUAUUUUUUUUUCCUUCAUUUAGAUAGGCACUUAAAAUCUGUAUCAGAAUCUUAAUUUUUCUGCAGUCAAUAAAAAGAAACAGAAACAAAGUAGUCUAUUUCCCCGAAAAAGUUUCUAGAGUUUGGAGCACUGCUCCAUGCAGGGAAAUGAAUUGAUUUUGUGUGAGAGCAUUCUAGAUUUACAUUAGAAUUUUAGUCUUUUUUUUUCAGACAGUGAAUCUAAGAAGUUACACAGAAUGCCUUUGAUCCUUAGGAUAUGCGUUUAAUCCAUAAGGUAGUUGUGUUUCAUGAUCCGCUUGCAGGAGGCUGACUCUAACCUAGCUUUUUGUUAAUCCUGCCCCAUCGUUAAUUUUUCCUGUAAGUAACCGUAAGUGCAGCACUGAUUGGCCUUUUCAAGAGGGCUAGAGACCAUCCUGCUAGUUGUACAUGCAGUUAAGUCAUGGAUGAAUGUUUCUUACUGUCUCUGCUCGUUCUCCUGCAUCUUGUACAUGUUCAAAAGAAAGGAGAGCUUGAUGCUGCUCCCCUUCUCAGUAUAUGUGGGUUUGGCUCAGUCGCUGCGGAAUGCCUGGGAGAAGGAAAGGCUGGGUCACUGCUGACUGUCCAUCUGUGUAGAUUGUGUACUGGGCACUACAGAACACUUUGAUACUUCUUAUCCUAAAAUUGUAAGUAUUGGGACAUCCUGUGUGGCCAGUACUGCUGUCACCUCUAGCACAAUAAUGUCUUGGUCUGUGACUAAAGCAGGCUCCAUGGUACUGCUGCAGUUUGGAGUGUAAUAAACAGUUCAGAGUGGCUGAGCUCUCUGGAGAUGCUCCCAUUCUACUGCUGCUUAAACGGAAUAUGCUUCAAGCCCUCUCAUUUAAUGGCAUAUUUGGAUCCGCUCCCCUUCUAAGUUGCUUAAUCAAUGCUCAGGCACACUAAUCCUACCAUGUUAUGUUUACUUUGCUUCCUUGAAACCUAGUCUCUACGAAUUUUAACUCACUUUUCAGAAUGAUGUCAAGUAUGAUUAUAAUUAAGAUGCUAUAAGCAUAUAUAAGAUUUUCCCCCCUCACCCCUUCUUCAUUUUCCAGUUUAAGGUCAUUUUCAUUCCAUUAUUCUUUCCUUUUCAUCUUCUUUUCCAUUGGUCUUUCCUUUACUGAUAGAGCCCAAGGUUUUACUUGAAAUAUGGCAUAGUCUUCAAGAUCACAAAUUUGUACCUAUUGGGGUGAGGGCUGUGAACAUAUGACGUGGGCUUAUAGCUCAAUAAGCCUAGACAGCAUAUGGGCCAAAUAAUCAGAAUCCAAGUCUAAAUUAAUAUAUUAAAUCUGCCCAGUUUCCCAGGUAUUUGGAGCCAAUGGUUUUGUAUUGUCCCUUCUAAAGAUUGCAGACUUGCAGUCCUAAUAUGUUUGCCUUAUUGACCCUUCCAAAAAUCUUAGAGGAGUUCUGCUCUAGGGUUUGGCUCAAGUGUAGCUAUUACACAUGCUUUACCAGCCUGUAAUUAGACCUGCUACUUGAAUGCUAAGCAGUUUUCUUCUGUUUACUGCUUGUGUAGAUUAAAUUUGAAAGACUUCAGUAGAAGAAUAUAAAUGAAAUGACUGCCUAGCUCUGGAUUUUCUCCAUCUUCCCUUGCUGCACUAAUGAGACUCAAUUGCAGUUGCUUAUUAUUUUUAAAUAGCAGUUAAUUUGAGAAAAUCUGAUUCACUAGCUCUUUUCAUUUUGCCAAUUUGAUUUCAGCCUUCUGCCCAUCUGGGCCAACCCACGUAUACUGUUCUAAAACCAGUGUGUAAACUCAUUGGUGCACAUCACCAAAGUCAAAUACAUUCAGCCUGACAACCCAACAAAGUACUGUCUGCAACAAUGCCCUCAACCUUCUGUGUUCUUAUGGGCAAAAUUCUCAUUGACAGAGGGGGGUUCACUCUGCAGUUUACUCUCCCUUGUGCCUGGAAGUAAAUCAAACAGAUUAUCCCAAACCCUCCCAUUUAACCAUUCAUUCUCUGGAUGUUCAAAUCUGGUGACAUUAUAUAGGACGGUGGAGUUGCCUAGACAGAGAAAUUAUUUCCUUAGCAGACCAGUUUAUCCUGUCUGGGGAUGUUCUGAAAGAACCCUAUGCUUACCCUUAAGGCUGUAGAAUUAAUCUCUGUAAAGUUGCAUGACACCCCUAGAAACAACCUUCUGGUCAAACUUCUGGACCUGUGCAAAUCCUCUGGAAGCCAACAAAGAAUCCUGAAGUAGGAUUGUGGGCUAAUCUGUAAACUCUUUAGUUUAGGGCUAAUAUCCUCCUGUGGUCAUU
Molecule: messenger RNA, 9705 nt
Organism: Cuculus canorus (common cuckoo)
Lineage: Eukaryota; Metazoa; Chordata; Aves; Cuculiformes; Cuculidae
Gene: MTA3
Product: metastasis associated 1 family member 3
Exons: 20
Coding region: 225-2210 (661 amino acids)
Biological process (GO): negative regulation of transcription by RNA polymerase II
Cellular component (GO): NuRD complex; nucleoplasm
Molecular function (GO): chromatin binding; sequence-specific DNA binding; histone deacetylase binding
Source: RefSeq, a predicted model, not a curated record